AUGGUAAUAAGGAUAGCGCCAUCUUCUCUUCCUUCUCCUCCAUCUCCACCGGUGCCAGUCCCGGCGUCUGAAGAGAAGGACUCGAAGCGGCCGCGGAUGAGGACAGAGCGGACGGAGACGAUGAGGUCGUGGUUGAGGCGGUGCUCGCUAUCCCCGUGGCGAGCGUGGAGGCGCGGGCAGGGGCGCGACGGGCGGGAGCGGGGGCAGUGCGAAGCCGGCGCGUGGGCUGAGGCGGAGCUGGCGCGGCAGAGGCGGCGCGUGCUGGGGGUGGGGCGACUGGGCGCAGCGCGCGGGCGCGGUGACGGCGGACGGCGCGGGAUCGAUCGCGCGAUGCCGCGACGAGGCGGGGGGCAGAGGUCGAGCAGGCGUGGCGGUGAGCGGGGCCACGGGCGGGGGCGCGGGCAGCCGGGCCCAACGUGGCGGCGAGAGGAGCGGGAGAGGAGAGGGAGAGAGAAGGAGAGGAGAGGGUGCGGCCAGCACGAGGGGAGAAGAGGGAGAUGA
Messenger RNA from Ananas comosus (pineapple), 501 nucleotides. RefSeq lists its product as uncharacterized. The record is from RefSeq and is a predicted model, not a curated record. NCBI's taxonomy places the organism in Eukaryota, Viridiplantae, Streptophyta, Magnoliopsida, Poales, Bromeliaceae. Bases 1 to 501 code for a protein of 166 amino acids. The transcript is spliced from 2 exons.